UACCACAGUUUUUUCUGUUAGAUGCUAUGCUACUCUCAUAUCUUGGUUAAAUGGAAACAAGACGUCAAUGCCAUUUGCCGUACCAGCUUUAUGGCGUGGACCUAGUAAUCAUUUUUAUGAUUGCUACUUUUGGAUGACUGACAUACGUGAAUUUUCAAAAGAAAAUCAAGCAUGUCAUUCAGUAUCCUGAAAUUCCUUUAUAUUUGAAACAAGUACCUCACAAAAAAGAAAUGCCUCCUCCAUUACCUCAUACCAAAAAUGAAAUUGGGAUUUCAGAAGCGCAAGAUAUGCCAAAUGUUGUAAAAUAUAAUGACGACAGACGCCUGGUUAUCACUGUAAAAUAGUUUUUAGGGAACCAUAGAGCCGAAAAUGCGGAACAGCUACUUAACUAUAUGUUAAAAGCAUACGAAAAGUUGGGUUGUAGAAUGCCGUUAAAAAUUAACUUUCUUCAUUUUCACUUUUCUUUUUUUCUAUCUAAUCUUGGUGCUGACUGUGAUGAGAAGUUCCACCAAUAUAUAAAGAAGCUUGAAGAACGAUUGCUAGGCCAUUGGGAUACAACUAUGCUAGGCGAUUACUGCUGGCGUCUAAAAUGAGAAGGUCCUUCAAAACACAAAAGAUAAAGAAAAAUUUAAAGAUGGUCGUGUUGGUACUCUUUAUCUCAACCACACUUGCUUCAGUAAAAAAUGAAGAUCCAACAGAAGAGAAGGCAUCUAACAAACCAUUCGUUUCUGAAGUGUUCGGACCGGGAGACACUUCAAAAUCGUUACAAGAAAAAUCUAAAGGCGACUAUAAUAUAAAAACUGACGUAGCAGACGUCGAGAAACAUUCCGAAAUGAUAAUUCCAGACAUAAACGAUGAUAUUACUUUACAACAAAAUAAUAACAUUCCUACUGAUAAACAACAGCUGGUUCUAAACGUUGUUACACCAAACUCAGCCAGCCGAUCUGAUCAAAGCCAACAACCUUUCUAUGGCACACAAUCUGCAAUUUUGCUUGGCCCACAGCCUGAGAAUAUUCAACCUAAUAGUUUUCUGACACCACAAGUAGACUUCAUUGGUUCACAACCAAACAACCAGCAACCAAACGGCUACAACCAACAACUAAACAGUUACCAUAACCAACAACAAAACAUUAAUACUCUCAACAAUCAACAACUAAAUGGUUAUGACCAACAACCAUAUGGCUACAACCAACAACCAAUCGCUUACAACCAGCAACCAAAUAUGGUCAAUUUACCACCCAAUGGUUUCAAUCAACAACCGAAUGAUUACAACCAACAACCAAAUAAAAUCAAUUUGCCACAAAAUGGAUACAGUCAACAACUAAAUAGCUAUAACGAACAACCCAACAGCUACAACGAACAACUGAACAGUAAUAAUCAACAAUCAAAUAGCUACAACCAACAACCAAACAACUAUAACCAACAACCAAACUACUAUAACCAACAACCAAACAACUAUAACCAACAACCAAACAACUAUAACCAACAACAAAAUGGCUACAACCAACCACAAAACGGAUACAACUACCAACCUGGUCUUUAUAACCAGCACGUAGGAUUUAACCAACAACCGAAUGGUUUCAACCAGCAGCAACAACCAAAUGUAUUCACUCCUCAGUUAAAUGGUUACAACCAACAACCAAACGGUUACGCCCAACCACAGAGCGGAUACAAUAACCAACCUGGUGUCUACUACCAGCAAGUAGGGUAUCACCAGCAACCAAACGGCUAUAUUCAGCAACCGAAUAAUUAUAACCAACUGCAGAACGGUUUCAUCCAGCAAAGUAAUAAUCCACAACCGAUUAACUAUAACCAACGAUUUAAUGACUUAACAAAUCAACAGCAUCAACAAUCAUCUGUCUCGGUGCAGCAACCCAAUCAACUUACGUCGGUUACAAACAAUCAACAACCGUUGAUGAAAGCAAAUGAAAGUAAUCUGCCAAACCAAAACAAUUUGUAUACUGUGGUACCAAUUAAUGGGGUUGCCACAGUUUCAAACCCUAUUCCGCCUAUUAAUAAUAAUAAUGCAUUGCUUGUUCCUGUACAACAAGUUCCUUCCAAUUCUGUCUUGCUAAUACCGAGUAAAGACACCAGUUAAUUAAAUUGACUAAUGUUAUAUAUACAUAUUUAUUGUGACAAUUAUACUGAUAAACCUAUCAUAAUAAAUAAAAAAUCCAUUAAACCUCG
This is a messenger RNA of Diatraea saccharalis (sugarcane borer), 2187 nucleotides long. The record is from the annotation of a GenBank genome assembly. Lineage: Eukaryota; Metazoa; Arthropoda; Insecta; Lepidoptera; Crambidae.